Thlaspi arvense is the source of this 936-nucleotide messenger RNA. Lineage: Eukaryota; Viridiplantae; Streptophyta; Magnoliopsida; Brassicales; Brassicaceae. The record is from the annotation of a GenBank genome assembly.
AUGGCUACUCAAACUUUCUCAUCUGCCCAAAAGGAGCUAUGGAAAUCUUUUCAAAAUCUGAAGCUUGGAUCUGAUAAAACUACAUGGAAGGUACAUGAAGAUGCUCAAGAUCAAUAUGAAAGGGAUCAUCGCUUGUGCUUGGUAGUUCAAGGUCUUAAUCCGGAUCAUCAAAAUCCAACUAGCAUGAAACACACUCUUCUGAAGGCUUGGAACUUGGCAGGUAAGGUAGAGGGCCAAAUUAAUGACGAUGACACUGUUAAUUUUUACUUCCGUUCGGAGCACCAUCUACUCAUAAUUCUAGAGAAUGCUCCUUAUACGUUCAAGGGAUGGAUGGUUGCAAUUGAUAGAUGGAAUCGAAGAGAGCUUCCAACGUUUCUCAAAACAAUCCCCUUUUGGAUUCGGAUUGAAAAUCUCUCCAAUAUUUUCCGAAGGGAGCAAAUUGUUCGAAGUAUCGGUUCCAAACUUGGUCAGGUGGAAGAGGUGGAGAUUUCUGAACCGACUGCUCUUCGCCCCGCAGAAGUCUGGGUGAAAGUCCGCUUCAAUGUUGAUCAUGAAAUUACCUUAGCGAGGACUGUGCAAAUUACCCGUACCAGCAAACCUGUUGAGAUGGAGUUUCGUUAUGAUGUCUUCCAGAAGUUCUGUACCAAUUGUGGAAGUUUGAAGCAUAGUUUUGAUGUCCGCCUUCAUCCUCCUAAUCUUGAGACUCAAAGCUUUCAGCAGAUGCAAAUAGAUUCAGCGACUACUAAGUCAGAUACUUCUGUCAUUGCGCUUCCACCUUCGCCAUCUAAAAUUCAGGGGCUGCCUCCAGAUGAUGCUAUCCUUUCCCCUGUAUGUUCUGCCCCAACUCUCCCCUCUCUCCUGGCCUUGAAGAUAGCUUCAUCUGAUCAAAGAGAGUCAUCUCGUAGUGUGGAACAUGGUUCUAAAAGGAAGCUGUAG